Molecule: messenger RNA, 1551 nt
Organism: Oncorhynchus keta (chum salmon)
Lineage: Eukaryota; Metazoa; Chordata; Actinopteri; Salmoniformes; Salmonidae
Product: oocyte zinc finger protein XlCOF6.1-like
Exons: 2
Coding region: 248-1549 (433 amino acids)
Biological process (GO): negative regulation of transcription by RNA polymerase II
Molecular function (GO): RNA polymerase II cis-regulatory region sequence-specific DNA binding; DNA-binding transcription repressor activity, RNA polymerase II-specific
Source: RefSeq, a predicted model, not a curated record
CCCUGAGCAGCAGCACUGUGAGCAGGAGUGGAGUCCCAGUCUGGGGCAGGAGGACCCAGAGACCAAACAGAUUAAAGAGGAACAGGAGGAAGUCAGGACCAGUCAGGAGGAAGAGCAGCUUCAAGGGGUGGAGCCUGAUAUCAUAGAGUUCAUAUUUACUCCUCCUUGUGUGAAAAGUGAAUGUGAUCAGGAGGACCCACGUCAAGAUCCCAUACUUGCUGAACACCCAACUCUCAGUCCACUGAAAAUGUCUAAACUACAGUCGUUUCAAGAGUUUUUAAAUGAGCGUUUAACGGCGUUUGCUGCUGUGGAGAUUUCCGGGGCAUUUGCUAAAGCAGUAUCGGAGUACCAAGAGGAAAAUGAUCGGCUACGGAGACUGCUGCGGAUCACACCAGAGAUACAACUAUGUAGAAUAGGUUUGUAUGUACAGAAACUGAAAGACUCCCUGCAGCUCUCUGAAGAGGAGGUUCCCCCUGAGCAGCAGCACUGUGAGCAGGAGUGGAGCCCCAGUCUGGGGCAGGAGGACCCAGAGCCCACACAGAUUAAAGAGGAACUCGGGACCAAUCAGGAGGAAGAGCAGCUUCAAGGGCUCUUUGAUACCAAAGACUCCAUAUUCACUCCUUCCUGUGUAAAAAGUGAAUGUGAUCAGGAGGACCCACUUCAGUCCUUGACUCUUCCCCAAACCCAGACUGUGGAGAACAGAGAGAGUCAUUCUAAACCUGUGGAUCCCAAGCCUUUGUCUAAGCACAUGAGGAUUCACACAGGAGAGAAACCAUUUAUCUGUGGUGACUGUGGGAAGAGCUUUAUUCGGAAGGCGCACCUAACCAGGCAUAAACUGACUCACACAGGAGAGAAACCAUUCAGCUGUGGUGACUGUGGGAAAAGCUUCCGUCUCAAAGGGAACCUAACCACUCAUAAACUGACUCACACCAGAGAGAAAUCAUUUAGCUGUGGUGACUGUGGGAAGAGCUUCCGUCUCAAAGGGAACCUAACCACUCAUAAACUGACUCACACAGGAGAGAAACCAUAUAGCUGUGGUGACUGUGGGAAAAGCUUCAAUCGUAAGGUGAGCCUAACUGAACAUAAACUGACUCACACAGGAGAGAAACCAUUUAGCUGUGGUGACUGUGGGAAAAGCUUCAUUCGGAAGGUGCAUCUAACUGAACAUCAACUGACUCACACAGGAGAGAAACCAUUCACCUGUGAUGACUGUGGGAAAAGAUUUAUUCAGAAGAGGGACCUGAGGAGACAUAUACUGAUUCACACAGGAGAGAAACCAUUCACCUGUGGUGACUGUGGGAAAAGCUUCAAUCGGAAGGGGCACCUAACCAUGCAUAAACUGACUCACACAGGAGAGAAACCAUUCACCUGUGGUGAAUGUGGGAAAAGCUUCAAUCGGAAGGGGCACCUAACCAUGCAUAAACUGACUCACACAGGAGAGAAACCAUUCACCUGUGGUGACUGUGGGAAGAGCUUUAUUCAGAGGAGGGACCUAAGGAGGCAUAUACUGAUUCACACAGGAGAGAAACUAUUUAGUUGUGGUAACUGAGG